AUGCAUGAUCCUGGCUUCCCAGAGCAUCAUGCUCCGUCAAAAGAAGAGAUGGAUCCGGUGGUCUUGGCUGAAAAGGAUCCUCUUGCCACGCAGGUUUGGCGGAUGUACGCCAAACAACGCGACCAACUUCCCAACGCUGCACGAAUGGAGAAUCUUACGUGGCGGCUCAUGUCUCUCACUCUACGCCGUCAGCGUGAGCAACAUGAGUCUGUCGCUAACUCGCUAGACUCCUCGCUUUCAUCCAAGAAUACCGCGAAUGCGGGCUUUGUUGCCACCACUCCCAGUUCGUCUGCUGUUUCUCCAGCUACAGACACAGCUAAAAAGACAGACUCGCCGACAUCAGUCUUGCCCUCUUCCUCUCUGCAUGCUGCGCCUUCUUGCUCUGAAGAGCGUGAAUCAGGGGUCGACGUGCAACGCGGGCGCAACAAGACGGUGCGCACGAUAGGGGUGAGCGCGAUGCCUUUUGAUGUGAAGCCAACGAAUGAGAACUCUCGUUUCUUUCAACGCUCACGCUCACGUUCAUUGAGCAUGAUGGACCUUGAGCGUUCUAGUUCUCGGCGCCAGUGCUCUCGGGAGAGACACCCUGCCGACUCGCCGUUGAUGAAUGGGGACCCAUUUGGUCUUGGAUCCCAACAAGACAUGAUGCUUGACCUAGGUCUACGUGACCCCGAGCUGCUUUUUAAUGAAGUCACAAAUGAUAUCCUUGACAUGGCUGGUUCGACGGGGUCAGACUUGCUUUUACCUGCGAACUUGCUACCGCCACGACCCAUUUCGGGCGUCGAAAACAUGUCUCCGUUACACUCCGUCUCCGCGACACAGCCAUCCUUGACUCUGCCGAAGCAAGACAUGACUGUUUCUCGGUCUUCUGAAGAGUCGAGCGCAGUCUUUUCCGAGUCAGACAAAGAACUUGCAAAGAAGCGAUUACUUAACGAAUUCACAAUGGCGGCUUAUAAAAACCUUUUUGACCAGUCAGAACCCAAUGCAUGGCGCGCAGUGUCUGAUCUGGAGCACCAUGCUCAUGUUGUCAUGGAAAUGAGCGGCAAGCGCAUCAACUCUCUUCACCUUAAUCAAGACCGGGACGAUGGAUUUUUGUCCAACAAAUCGAUGCUCGACAGUGUACCUGGCAUUGACGAUUAUGUCGGACAUAAAGCAAAUCAACAUCCUGAAUAUGGAUUUCUUCCUCGUCUCGUGCGAAAGACCUCGUUCGAUCACAAGGUCCGCGAACGCAGUGAGUCUCGCGGUCCUCGUAAUCGGGUGUCUCAGCUGGCGGACAAGUCGAAUGACGCUGAACAAGUUCAGUCUCGCAAACGUGUGAGAGGCGGAUCUCCCAUGCCAUUUGGCAUGAGCAUGCCCAAAACUGGAGACCAACGUGUUGCUUCAGGUCUAUCUCGCGAAAUGCCUCAUUCGUACUCGCAUGGUCUCAUGCAGUACAUGCCUUCCGUUUCAUUUGACUUUUUCAUGCCCCCUCCAGGAGCAGAGUCUAAUACCAACCAUACGGACAUGCCUUCCUCAUCGUUGAGUUCGUUGCCAACGAGGUCCGCUUCUGUUACAAACGAGAAUCUACCGCCUAUGAUGCAAAUAAAUCCUCGCUUACAGACCGAUUCGAUUGCCCCCGCAUCAUUCGCACCUACGUCCAUGCCUGCAUCUGUACACCCUUCCACCCCAAACCUGCAAAGCAACUUUUUGAAUGCCUCUUUUUCAGGAUUUGCAGGAGCAACAUCUUCUACGCCAGCAAGCUCGCCAAGCACUCCAAGUGCCACCUCAAAUCCGGCAGUGUCUCCUUCGCUUUUGCAUGUCGAUCCGACACAGUUGCUUGCGCAGCGCACACCUGCCAGUGGAUCAUUGGGGGGAAAUAGUGCCAGUGGCAUGCUAUCAAGUCAGACGCUCACUGACAUGGAUUCUUCAUCAAUGCCCUCCGAAAGAAUUUUCUCCCAGACAAUACAAAGGCCGCCAAUCCAUUCGCAGCAGUCUGUGCUUUUUGAUCAGACAAAUCCUAACGGCACAUUUUUCACCUCUGUAUUUCAUCCUUUAUCGGUUGUGGACCCAUCUUCAUCUUUUCCCGGGCCUAUGCAAAACCAGUACUCGCCGAUGCAAGCGGGCCAUCAAGUUCCUGACUCGUACUUCAGCGUGCCAUGCACUGCUCUAAACACUAAUCUGACGAGGCAUGUUCCGAUGUCCUCACCUGAACAGCCUCAGCCCAAGUCUCCCAAUGAAUGCAUGGAACAGCAACAGCAGCAACAGCAUCACCAGCAGUCGCAGCUACAUGCAACCCUGUCUGCAGAAAACCUUGGCAGCGCCUCUUCGCCAACGUCCACAACCAGAUGCUUCAAUUGCCACACGUCCAUGACGCCUCUAUGGCGUCGAGAUCCCGAUGGAAAUGUGCUGUGCAACGCUUGUGGUUUAUUCCAUCGCCUUCAUGGCGUGAUGCGUCCACUUUCUUUGAAAACUGAUGUGAUCAAGAAGCGAAACCGAAGCGGCACAUCGGCACGUGAUGGAACUGCUCGUGGUCGUACUUCAGCUAGCGUUCGCCGCAGCGCCGUUCCUCCUUCAUCCGAGAUGACUUCUAGCGAUUCGCUGCCACCGAAGUCUUCCGAAUAG
Malassezia globosa CBS 7966 is the source of this 2598-nucleotide messenger RNA. RefSeq lists its product as uncharacterized. NCBI's taxonomy places the organism in Eukaryota, Fungi, Basidiomycota, Malasseziomycetes, Malasseziales, Malasseziaceae. The record is from RefSeq and is a predicted model, not a curated record. The transcript has a single exon. Gene Ontology annotation, molecular function: zinc ion binding; RNA polymerase II cis-regulatory region sequence-specific DNA binding; DNA-binding transcription factor activity, RNA polymerase II-specific. Bases 1 to 2598 code for a protein of 865 amino acids. Gene Ontology annotation, biological process: positive regulation of transcription by RNA polymerase II; negative regulation of transcription by RNA polymerase II.